Messenger RNA from Brassica rapa (field mustard), 12963 nucleotides. Its product is annotated as adenylate cyclase, terminal-differentiation specific. The record is from RefSeq and is a predicted model, not a curated record. NCBI's taxonomy places the organism in Eukaryota, Viridiplantae, Streptophyta, Magnoliopsida, Brassicales, Brassicaceae.
UCAUGAGAUUUGAUUAUCUAUUAUCAAAAUUGAGUUUUGAAACAAAAUUUAAUUCACUUUCAGUUAAUUAAUUAACCUAGUUGAGAAAUUCGUAUGUUUUGUCAUCGUGGUUGGAAUUUUGUUAUAAGAGUAAAAAAAAGCUACAUCGAAAUCGUCGAUUAUUCUAAAUGUUAUUUAUGCGUGUUUUUUAUGAGUUUUCACUUUUCUUGGACGUUUUUGAUUGAGAAUUUAAAGAGUUUUACAAUAGUCUAAAAAGACAAGGCCAACUGAAUAAUAAAAAAAUCUUUGGAAACAAAGCCGGUGUAAAAGUUUUUUUUUAUAUAACUGAAUUUUCUCCAAAAACAAAACCCUUAAAAAAAAUAGAGUCUCAACCUAAAACUGAAUUAAUACGAGAUAACUUAAAAUGAAAAAAUACCAUACUAAAAUGCAUUUUUCUACACUUCCGGAUCAUAAGAAUGAGAUUUAUUGUUGUCACCUAAAACAAAGUGUUUUCAUUUGUGCGGAUUUUUUUUAAUUUAUCAUAUUUUCAAUAUAUAAAAUAUUUUAAGUUUAGAAAGUAUCCUUUUUACAAAUUUCUAGUUUAUAUUCUUUUUUCUCAACAAAAAUUUCGAGUUUAUAUAUGCCAAAAACUAAAGGAAUAAUUUUGUUUUUUUUCUGGUAGUUAGAACAUGUAUAUGAAGUUCCAGAAAUAGACUAUCUACAAUGAUUUUCUCGAUUUUUAGAGUAUUUUCACAAACCGAGUAUAGUUUAUUUCUAAUGGUUUAUUCUAUAGUUUAUGCUAUUAAUAUUUUAAAUAUAUUCUGUUUCUCGUUUAUGACUAAUAUUUUUAUUUAUAAAAUUUACAAUCUAAUCCCAUAUAUUGUAUUUUUGCAACAUUUUCGCAAAAUAUGAUAAUUAUACUAAAAAAUUCAAUAUAAUAAAAUUACAUUACAUUAUAUAUCAAAUAAAUUUUACUUAAACAUCACCAUUCGUGAAAACUUAAAAGUGAUUGUUUAUGUUAUAUAUCAUUAUCAUAUUCAUUUUAAACAAGAAAAAAUUAUAUCACAUUGGAAAAUGUAAUAUGACAUUAAUUAAGUCAUGUGCAAUUUCCUUUAUGAAUAUUUAUAUUGUUGGUAAUAUUUUUUAGUUAAGGUAACAACUAAUAAAUUAAAUCCUAUAUCGCCAAGUAAAUUUUCUUUAUAAAUUUUGUUUUUUGGCAAGAAAUUUGAAAUAGAGUAUUGACUAAUAAUUUAUGUAUCGCAUUUAAAUUAAUAUAUAUUUAUAUACAUAUCACAUUAAUAAAAAAUAAACUAAAUAUAAUUACAAUAUAAAAAUUUCUACAUUAAGUUAUAUAUCAAAUUUUGGUGUAUAUAUAUAAGAAAAAUGAAUUAUAAUUAAGUGUGUCUUAAUAAUUACAAAACCAAAGUAAUAUUAGCCAAGUCAAAAUUUUGUUGAUUGUUAAAUGAUUGAAAUUUUAUAGAAGUGGUUUUAUUAUGUGUCAUCAGCAUAUUCACUCAACAUGGAAAAUAUGACAUGACUGGUUAAAUGUGACAUGUCAUCAUUUAAUUGUGGUACAAUAUAACAUCUUUAAAUUAAUAAUCUAUAAAUUAAUAUACACUAAAAUUUUCUAUAAAAUAAUAUAAUUUUAUAGUCGCAAAUUGAGUUUUUGGUUCAGUUAGUAUAUCGAUAAAUUAAUAUUUUUAUAAUUUAAAAAAAAAUAUAGUUUUGGUGUAACCCAACAUUAUUAAUUUAUAGAGGUUUCACUGUAUAUACAAUUCUUAAUAAAUAUUAAUAUUUGUGGAAGCUCCUUCAGUCCAGUGGUUUGACAAAAGAUUCAUAAAUGCUUUUACACGAGAAGGACUGGAGUUCAAACCCCAGAAAACGCAAUUAAUGCACCUUAUGGGAAAAAAAAGUUACAAGAGAUCUUCAGCAUGGUGCAUGGCGUAUCAUCGAACAUGAAUUUCAUAGGGCGGCUCGGAGUGAUACAGUCAGACGUGCAUUCUCAUAUGAUGGUAGAAUUGUCGGAUAUAUAUUUGUCUAUGUAAUAUUUUUUAUUGUUGUAAUAGCAUAAUUAAUCAGACAUAAAAAAAUAUUCAUAUUUUGGUAAGGCUUUUAAAAUAUGGCAAUAACUAAUAGCUAUUACAUUCCUAUUAAAGUAAAUAACAUAUAUCUUAUUAAAAAUAAACUAAAUAUAAUUACAAAUCACGCUCCUCGGAUUGUUGUUAGGUUGUAGUUAUCAAGGUCUGUUCAAAGAAAGAGCUGAGCAUUUUCAGAUGAUGAGUUCACAUUUUUACCUAAGCGGCUAAGCCCCAACGUUAAGGGAUGCAUGGUGGAUCUGUAUGGACGAGCAGGUCAGCUUGAUAAGGCUCUUGAGAUAAUACAUGUGUCUUCCUGCCAUGAAGAUCCUGUAUUGUGGAGAACCCUUCUUGGCUCUUGCAAAAUCAUCCGCAGGAAUUUGGAACUAGAAGAAGUAGCUAUAUAUGAAGAAACUGAUGCAGCUCAAGGCUUUCAAUGCAGGGGAUCACGUGCGUAUGACGUCAAUAUAUUCUGCAGCGAAUGAUGCUCAAGGUGUUUGCUAGAAUGUGAAAGCUAAUAAGAAGCCAUGAUUUACGGACAGUUCCAGGCUGGAGUUGGAUUGAGAUUGAUGAUCAAGUUCACAAGUUUGUUGUAUGACAAAAUGCAUCCGGAGUGAGCGCUAAUUUAGGUCCUGUUUGUUUGUAUAUCUUCUGUGCAUCCACAUGGUCUAUCUAGAUGUCUUAUCCAGAUGCUCCAUUUGGGUGUUGUUCAUUUAUUUAUUUCGUCCAUGCAUCCAGAUGAAUCAUCUGAAUGCAAUUAUGUUUGUUUGCUUUUCAUUUUUUUAAAUUGCAUUUAGGUGGACUUGUUAAUAAAAUUACUAAAAUAUAUUUUUUACGUUUCGGCGGAAAAAUAGCAUUUUUACGGUUUUGGCAGAAAAUAUUUUUGCGGUUUUUGAGGAAAAUUGUGUUUUUGAGGAAAAAAUGCAAUUUGUGAUUUUGGCGGAAAAUACGUUUUUAUGGGUUUGGCAAAAAAUAUGUUUUUGCGGUUUUGGCGGAAAAGUGCAUUUUGCAGUUUUGGCGGAAAAUGUAUUUUUGGCGAAAUAGUGCUUUUUUGCAGGUUUUGGCGGAAAAAGUUUUUUUUUUUUUUUUUGUCAUCAACAAACAGACUCAUAUAGACUCUGCGAACCAAACUGGUAACUCCGCAUCCAUGUGAACGACGAAAGACAAUUGUUUUCUGGCACAUCGUGCUAGACUAUCCGCCUUUUGAUUUUCCGUCCGGGGUACAUGAAUGAUCGUUGAGCUAGUAAAACAUGUCUUUAGUAGCUUUAUGUCGUGCAGGUAACUCUCAAACGCCGGCCAUUCCUCUGGUUCCGAAACCAUCUUCACCAAUUGAGAACAAUCCGUAGCAAAAGUAACCUGAAACUGAUGUAAAUUCCUCAUGCAUUCCAUUGCCCAUAUCAAAGUUUCCAUCUCUGCAUGAAGAGGUGAAAGACAUGCCCUAGUAUUCCUUGCACCCAUCAAUCCCUGAAAGCCCUCGAGUAUGCUAUACCAUCCUUGACCUGAAUAAGGUUCUUUAUCUUUCCAGGAACCAUCUAUAAAACACCAACGACCAACUCUCAGCUGCCGAUUCAAAACCUCAUUCUGUGGUGGAGCCUGCUUAGUCUUAAUCACCUAGGGCUCUGCCCAAAGUGUUGAUUCAGUUUCUGCAAGCGUAAGUGCAUCAUUCUCUGGCGGAAAAAGUUUUUUUUCGCGAUUUUGGCGGAAAAUGCAUUUUUGCGGUUUUGGUGGAAAAUGUACAUUUUUUUUGCGUUUUCUUACGGAAAAAGUGCAUUUUGCUUUUUUGGCGGUUUCGACAGGAAAAUACGUUUUCCGGUUUUGGCGAAAAAAUACGUUUUUCCAGUUUUGGCGGGAAAAUGCGUUUUACGGUUUUGGCGAAAAAUGUAGUUUCCGGUUUUGGUGGGAAAUUGUGUGUUUUUGGGUUUUGGCUAGAAAAUGCUUUUUGAAGUUUUGGCGGGAAUAUGCAAUUUUGUUGGCGGGAAAAUGCUUUUUCGAUUUUAGCGGGAAAAUGAAUUUUCCCGGUUUUAGCCGAAAAGUGUGGUUUUACUGGCUUUGCCGAAAAGUGUAGUUUUAUGGAAAUGUGUGUUUUAUGUUUUUGCGGAAAGACGUAUUUUGCGGUUUUGGCAGAAAGUGUUUUUCAAUUUUUGCGGGAAAAUGCAUUUUUUUUUAGUUAUGGCAGAAAUAUGUAUAUGAAAAAAAAAAGAAUUUACGGUUUGAAAAUUAUAUUUUGAUUUCAAAAUGUCAUUUUUAGAGAUGGGUUUUUAAAAAUUCAAAUAGGUGAUCCAUGUGGAUGUAAUAUUAUAAUGCACAAAACGAACAUCGAUUUGUAUCUUCACCUAGAUGGAUCACCUAGGUGAGCAAACGAACAGCACCUUCCACCGAACUAGAGGAAGUAACCCGUCACGCCAUUCUAGCUGGUUACAAGGCGGAGGACUAAAAAAUAACUGGUUGAGCUCUCUCUGAACUGUCAGUUGCUUACAAAAUAUGUGUCAAAAGAAUUCAAUCGGGAGAUGAUUUGUUUUUUUUAUUAUUGUUAAAGAUAGAGUUAGGUUUCAUCACUUAAACGAGUGAGAGUGCUCUUCAUCAGGUGUGAUAAAUAGUUUCAGGUUCCAAAUUGUACAUGGUUUGCUCUCUCUCUCUCUCUCUCUCUCUCUCUCUCUCUCUCUCUCUCUCUCUCUCUCUCUCUCUGACUGAAAUAUAUAAGAGAACUGUUAAGGAAAUUUUCCUUUCUUUUUACAACCGUCUCAAGAAUAUUAUUUGCAAAAAAAAUUAUUUAGAUGAUAAUGCACCAAAAACAAUAUAAUUUCAAUUUUAACAAAGAAAAUCAUAUCCAUAAUCCAUUCACACGUAUUUAGCAUCCAUAUAAAUAACAAACUCACUAACCAUUGAGAUUAAUCAAAGCUUUCGUUGAUAAAAGUGAAAAAGUGAAGUUGCUACUCUAGACCACUCUCCGUGAAGAUGACUCCUCAGAGAAGCAAGCGCAGUGAAACGCCACAACCCUCUCCACAACACGAACCCAACAUGCAGUCUUCUUCUUCUUCUUCGGCCUCUUCGUCUUUAGCUUAUCCACCGGGCUAUAGGUUUGUACCAACCGACGCAGAAAUCAUCUAUUAUUACUUGAAACCCUUCUCACCAGACAACAAAAAAUCAUGGCCAAAUCUUCCCAUUCAUCACGCAAACAUCUACGAGUCUAAUCCACUACAACUUACAGGUAUGCCUCAAUUAGUGGUGGUACACUUCUUUUAGAUGCCCUAAAAUAUAUUUUUUCUAUAUAAUUUUACACAAUAUCAUACUAUAACUGGAUAAAAGUAAACCCGUCAGUACUUGGCUUGACUCUUGGAAAGAACUUAAUGACUACUGUCUAGACGAACAUAAAAGGUUCAUAAUUAUUAUUUGAGAAUAUAGUUAAGCAAUAUAUUCUUUGAUAAAAGUGCAUAAACAAUUUUAGCAAAAACAAAAGUGCAUAAACAAUCAUAAAAACUCUACAAAAUAACUAUAAUAAAUUAUCGUUAAGAUAUAAAUAAAUAUUUAUAUGAAAAAUUUAAUGAAAAAAGACUAUUUAUAUUUAAUGUUCUAAUCCAUAGUUGAAUUAUCUCUUUAUUUACAAAUUAUAGUUGCUUUUGUUUCUUUGUUUGUGUGUGUGAAUCAAUCUUUAUUUUGAUUUGAAACAGCGGAAUACAAGAAGGGUAAUCUUACGGAAUGGUUCUUUAUAUCUGAGAGGACAAAGAUUAAAACAAACGGCCAGAAACAAAAACGUGUUGAUCACAAUGGAGGAUACUGGCAUUCAAAAGCAGUUACCAAGAAGAUUAAAGUGAAAAAAGAUGUAGUUGGCUACAAAACCACACUAAAUUAUUUCGUUGGCAAACAACCAAACGGAGAAAGAACAAACUGGUUAAUGCAAGAAUACUGGCUUGAGUCUUCCGGCCAUAACAAUACGGUAUGUAUUGUGUCUUGUUUUCCAAGUUAUUCAGAUUGUGAUAGUUUUGUAUUAUGUUAACCUUUUUUUUUGUUUGGUGUGUGUAUGAAGGUGGAUUAUGCUUUGUGUAAGAUUUAUCUGAGUCCAACGGCACAAAAGAACAUGAAAGAAGAAGACGUUGAAGAAGUAGAAGAGGAGGCUGUGCAGCCACGUACUGUUGAGAUUCAGCAACCGCAACCACCGCAGUUUUAUCCAACCCCGUUGGUUUCACACCAACCGCAGCCGCUGCCGCAGUUUUGGCCUACCGAACUGGAUUCAUAUCAACCGCAACGUCAAGAUAAUGAGUAUCAAGAACCGCUCCAAGCACAGCCUCUUAAUACUAUCUAUCAACAUCAAUCGCAAUGUCCUAAUAAUGAGUCUGAGUAUCAAGAACCGCACCAACCACAGCCUCUUAAUACUAUCUAUCAACAUCAAUCGCAACGUCAUAAUACCGAGUCUCAGUAUCAAGAACCGCACCAACCACAGCCUCUUGAUACUAUCCAUUAUCAUCAAUCACAACUUCAUGAUAUUGAGUAUCAAGAACCGCACCAACCACAGCCUCUUGAUUCUAUAGAUCAUCAUCAACCACAAUGUCAUGAUAGUGCCUAUCAAAAUCCGCCCCAACCACAGCCUCUUGAUACUAUCCAUUAUCAUCAAUCACAACUUCAUGAUAUUGAGUAUCAAGAACCGCACCAACCACAGCCUCUUGAUUCUAUAGAUCAUCAUCAACCACAAUGUCAUGAUAGUGCCUAUCAAAAUCCACCCCAACCACAGCCUCUUGAUACUAUCCAUUAUCAUCAAUCACAACUUCAUGAUAUUGAGUAUCAAGAACCGCACCAACCACAGUCUCUUGAUUCUAUAGAUCAUCAUCAACCACAAUGUCAUGAUAGUGCCUAUCAAAAUCCACCCCAACCACAGCCUCUUGAUACUAUCCAUUAUCAUCAAUCACAACUUCAUGAUAUUGAGUAUCAAGAACCGCACCAGUCACAGCCUUUUGAUAAUAUCAUUCAUCAUCAAUCGCAUCAGGUGCAGUUUUGGCAAGAAACAUCUGGGUCACAUCAAAGGCAGCUUCAGGAUCAGCUCCCACAGUCUUGGGCAGCCCCUUUGGAUUCAUACCCACCGCGUUGUCACGAUAUUCAGUACCCACAACCGCAGCCUCUUGAUGCUAUUGAGUAUCAAUACCUGUAUCAAUCAGGUCCAUUAACAACGUAUAAAAACGUUAUUGAGUCUUGUACUCAAGACAAGUCAAAUGGUGAUAUCAAAAAGGUGGAUCAUGCUCUCAAGAUUCAUUUGACGCCACGGGGAAUAAAGAGAGAAGUAGAGGAAGAAGAGGUUGAGAAGAGGAAGAGGAAGAAGAAAGAAGGAGGCGUUGAAGCACCAAAAGAAGAGCUUGAGCAGCUGAUCAACUCUCAUCAGAACUCAAGCGAUAAUGAUUCUUUUUUCACUGGCUUCGUUGAUACACACCUACUACAUAUAGACAUAGAGUCGUCCAUCAGUAACUGUUGUUUGAAGAAAUCUCUAGACGAGAAUUGAAGAACAUUACACACUCAUCUCAUCUGUCUAUGGAGAUCUGCUCAGUUCUUUCUUUCUGUUUCUGUUAGCUCUCUAUCAAGCUUUUUGGAUAACAAUGGUUUAUUUAUGGCUUUUGUUAUCAGUUAAUCUUUGUUUCCUUCAUUACACAUUCUCUAAAUCCAAGAGAUGUGUACUCUUCCCAUCUCUGUUGCCUUUCUAAACUUGAUAUUACACUAACUACACUAGUCAUGACACGUGAUAAAAUAUUAGCUUUCACUGUCAUUAAUUCGGCAGCAAAAUAUAUAAAAUCGCAUUUUACAUUAUCAAGUUGGCAAAAAUAUGUAUUUUAAAUCUUCGAGUUUAACAUAUAACACUUUAAACAAUGAAAGUAGUUGUAAUAACAUACAAUACAAACUAUAUAAAUUAAUACUCGAUAAAUUAAUAAAUACUAUGAGUUAAUAAAUUUCCCGGUGCCCGAGUUGGAGCCAAUUCAAAAUAUGAUAGAAAUCGAUAAAAUAAAAAGAUAAUACCCUCUGUUUUAUUUUAAGUGUUGUUUUGAGUUUGUGCACACAGAUUAAGAAAACAAUUAAUUUUGUAUAUUUUCUAUAUACCUAUAUACCUAACAAUAUUUCAACCAAUACAAAAAUUAAUUUCUGAAUAAAAUUAAUAAAUUUUUCAUUGAAAGUUGAAAACGACACUUAUUUUGUAAUAAAUAAAAAUUUCUACAACGACACUUAAUAUUAAACGGAUAGAGAAAUUUUUUAGUGAACCCUAUAUAAAUAUAUGGUCCCAUUAAAAUCAUAAAUUAAUAAUGUUUGAAUAUACAUUUUACAGAAGUACAAACAAACAGUUAUAUCAUUUUUUAUUUCACAAUAGAAUUACCUUUAUAUUUUCUUAACACUUCAAUAUACUUUACUAGUAUAUAGUACAAUAAUAUCUAAAACUCAUUUAAAUUUUAUAAAACAUAUGUUAUAUACACAAUAUAGUAUAAUAAAAAUAACGUGAAAUUUGAGUUUCAAAAUUUAAUUCAUUUAUAUACGAUAAAAAAAUUAUUUGCAUAUUUUAUAAAAAUUAAAAAAAAUUAAAAAAAAUCCAGAGAAGAAAUUUCUUUUCUAAAUUAAUAACUUUGUAUAUUAAUAAAAUAUCUCAGUUCCAACAUUACUAAUUUAGUACCAACACAAACACAAACCGGAGUUUUUAUUUUUGUCUGAAACGAAACAGGAUUUCGAUUUCGUACAAAGAUUUCAGUCUCAUUUUGGCCAUGAUAGCCUGGUUACUGUGGAUCCAAAUGGGCGGAGUGGUGGUUUAGCUCUUUUUUAUAAUAAUGAGUAUCAAGUUAGAGUCAUAUAUUCUAGCAAUAGAAUGAUAGACGUGGAGGCGAUGGUUAAAGGAAAACAAGUUUUUCUUACUUUUGUAUAUGGGGAUCCGGUACCAAAGCAAAGAGAACAGGUAUGGGAGAGAUUAACUCGAUAUGGAUUAGCAAGAUCCGAACCUUGGUUUAUUAUUAGUGAUUUAAACGAGAUUACUGGGAAUCAUGAAAAGGAUGGGGGAUCCCUAAGAUGUGCAACAUCUUUUAUUCCUUUUAACAAUAUGAUACGGAACAGUGGGCUACUGGAAUUCCCGGCUCGUGGAAAUAAAUUUUCAUGGCAAGGAAGGCGUGGCAAAGGAAAGGAUGUUGUGACGGUCAGAUGUCGAUUGGAUCGAGCCUUGGCAAAUGAAGAAUGGCAUACGUUGUUCCCAUGCUCCUACACAGAAUAUUUGAGGUUAGUGGGAUCUGAUCACCGUCCUGUAAUCGCUUUUUUGGACGACAAGUUAUUGAGGAAAAGGAGAGGACAAUUCAGAUUUGAUAAGAGAUGGAUAGGUCAGGAGGGGCUUAUGGAAUCAAUAGUGACAGGAUGGACGGAGAAUCAGGGUGGGCAAAUUGAGGAUUUUGUUACAAAAAUUAGUAAUUGUCGGCAUGAGAUCUCUUCAUGGCGAAAGGAUAAUCAGCCAUAUGGGAAGGAUAAAAUUAAGGAGUUUCAAAAUGCGUUGGAGGAAGUUCAAACAGAUAAUAACAGAUCUCAGGAAGAGAUUCUUGAAGUCUCUAGGAAAUUACAACAGGCUUAUAAGGAUGAGGAGGAAUAUUGGCAUCAGAAGAGUCGGAAUAUGUGGUAUUCAUCUGGAGAUCUUAAUACCAAAUUUUACCAUGCUCUAACGAAGCAGCGUAGGGUCCGAAAUAAAAUAGUGGGACUUCAUGAUGAUAUGGGUAAUUGGAUUACUGAGGAGAAUGGAAUCGAGAAAGUGGCAGUUGAUUAUUUUGAAAGUCUGUUUAGUACAACCACUCCAACUGACUUUGAUGGUUUUUUAGAAGAGAUAGUCCCGUCUAUUUCUCCCCAAAUGAAUCAAGGUUUAUUGAGAACAGCAACAGAGGAAGAGGUCAGACAAGCCUUAUUUAUGAUGCAUCCAGAGAAAGCGCCAGGUCCAGAUGGGAUGACAGCUCUCUUUUUCCAGCAUUCCUGGCAUGUUAUUAAGAAAGAUGUGGUAGAUAUGGUGAAUAGUUUUUUGGUGACAGGUGCUAUGGAUUCAAGGUUAAAUACUACUAAUAUUUGUAUGAUCCCGAAGACAGAGAGACCGACAAGAAUGACAGAACUGAGACCGAUAAGUUUAUGUAAUGUGGGUUACAAGAUUAUUUCGAAAGUUCUGUGUCAACGAUUGAAAGGUUGUCUUCCUAGUCUAGUAUCGGAGACACAAUCGGCUUUUGUGGAAGGCAGGUUAAUAUCGGAUAAUAUUCUUAUAGCGCAGGAAAUGUUUCAUGGAUUGAGAACUAAUAAGUCAUGUCAAAAUAAGUUUAUGGCAAUUAAAACGGAUAUGAGUAAGGCGUAUGAUAGGAUCGAAUGGAGUUUCAUUGAGGCUCUCUUACAUAAAAUGGGUUUUGAUGUUCGAUGGAUCAAGCUAAUGGUGGAGUGUAUAUCCUCGGUUCAGUAUAGAGUACUUCUUAAUGGACAGCCGCAAGGCCUUAUAAUUCCCCAGCGAGGGUUACGGCAGGGAGACCCUUUGUCUCCUUAUUUAUUUAUUUUGUGUACUGAGGCUCUAAUUAUGAAUAUUAAGAAGGCGGAGAGAGUCAAACAACUAACCGGUAUGAAGGUAGCAAGAGCUUGCCCAGCAGUCUCGCACUUACUAUUUGCCGAUGAUAGCCUUUUCUUUUGUAAGGCAAAUAAGGAAGAGUGUCAAACUAUUCUCAGAAUUUUGAAGGAAUACGAAGCGGUUUCAGGCCAACAAAUAAAUUUUCAGAAAUCCUCAAUUCAAUUUGGUCACAAGAUUGUAGAAUCUAGUCGUCAAGAAUUAAGAGACAUAUUGGGUAUUCAGAAUGUAGGAGGAAUGAGAUCUUACUUAGGGUUGCCCGAAAUUUUGGGAGGAUCUAAGGUUCAAGUGUUUGGUUUUGUCCAAGAUCGUUUAAAUAAUAGGGUGAAUGGAUGGACUUUCAGAUUCUUUACUAAAGGAGGUAAAGAAGUGAUUAUUAAAUCAGUGGUCACGGCUCUACCAAAUCAUGUGAUGUCUGUGUAUAGGCUACCAAAGGCGACAGUGAAGAAGUUAACCAGUGCAGUAGCUCAGUUUUGGUGGAGCCCAGGAGGGAGUACAAAAGGCAUGCAUUAGAAAUCUUGGGAUAAAUUGUGUGUUCCUAAAGACAAUGGUGGUUUAGGAUUUAAGGAUCUCAUGGAUUUUAAUACAGCGAUGCUUGGUAAGCAAAUGUGGAAUGCUUCACCUCUUGACCCGAUCCGUUCUUACUCCCCGUCAUAUGGCUGGCGGAGUAUUAUAUCUGCUAGAUCUCUGGUUUGUAAAGGACUAAUUAAAAGGGUGGGAACAGGUUCAUCUAUUUCGGUAUGGAAUGAUCCUUGGAUCCCAGCCACUCGCCCGAGACCAGCAAACAAAAAAAUUCAAAAUAGUUACCCGGACCUCACAGUGGAUUCUCUCAUUAAUUCGGAAUCCCGAACUUGGAAUCUUCAGGCAAUUAGGGCUGUGGUGGAUCCUCAUGAUGCAAAUAUCAUUGAGAGUAUUCCAUUAAGCAGAAAUCUGAUGGAAGAUAGAAAUGGAUGGCAUUUUACUAAUAAUGGAAAAUAUUCGGUAAAAUCAGGAUAUCAAGUGGAGCGGGUUUAUCCUGACAGAGAAAAACCACCAGAAGUUUAUGGGCCCACAGUAGAUGACCUUAAAGCCUUCUGUUGGAAAGUACAGUGUCCGCCAAAGAUACAACAUUUUCUAUGGCAAAUCCUCUGAGGGUGUAUAGCGGUUUUGAAAAAUCUAAAGGCGAGAGGCAUACAGGGGGUUAUAUGCUGUGCUCGAUGUGGGGAGCCGGAAGAAACAAUAAACCAUGUAUUUUUUGAAUGCCCACCAGCACGUCAGGUAUGGGCUUUAUCUAAAAUCCCAUCGAACCCCAAUGUAUUUCCUACUGAAUCUGUUUUUGGUAAUAUGGAUCAUCUUUUCUGGCGAGUUACUCCAAAAAUGGAUGAUCAUCAAUUUGCUUGGAUCUUAUGGUAUAUCUGGAAAGGUAGAAAUAAUAAAGUGUUCAGUAAUCUGGAUGUUGACCCAAGGGAAACACUAAGAUUGGCAGAAUUGGAGUCUACACUUUGGGCUGUGGCACAGGUGAAAAAGAACCAAACGCCGGAAAUUCAGGCACACACCAGAACCCCAUUGGUAACGUCAGGGCGCUGGUGCUUUAUAGACGGGUCAUGGAAAGAUAAGGAUAUAUUUUCAGGACAAGGGUGGUAUAGUAUCCUACCGGGUUUCGAUGGUUUAUCAGGGGCACGGAAGGUAAGGGCAUGUCUUUCACCUCUACAUUCAGAGAUAGAAGCGCUGAUUUGGGCAAUGGAAAGUAUGAGGAAUUUAAGACAGUUUCAGGUUACGUUUGCAACGGAUUGUUCUCAAUUGGUGAAGAUGGUUUCGGAACCAGAAGAAUGGCCAGCAUUUGAAAGUUAUCUGAAAGAUAUAAUAGUCCUACAAAGGAGUUUUUACAACUCAAAGAUCGUUCAUGUACCUCGGACGGAGAAUAAAAGGGCGGAUAGCUUAGCAUGCAGUGCUAGAAAACAACCGUCUUUCGUCGUUCACAUGGAUGCAGAGUUGCCGGUUUGGUUUACAGAGUCAAGUUGAGUCUGUGAAUGUCUUGUUGUCAAAAAAAAAAAAAAAAAAAACAUUACUAAUUUAGAGAAGUUUUACUAUAUUAAACACUAAUAUGUGUUCGUCUAAUCAUGAGUUACUGUUCAUUAUACGGUAAUAAUGGAUGACACUGGAUUUACAAUUUUUUGAAAAUUGUUACUUUAACUAACUAAAUAUUAAAUUAAAAUAAUUAGAUAAAAAAAUAUAAGUAACAGAAAAUAAAUAAAAAAUCAUUUAACAUUUUACAAAUUCCAAAUUCAAUUAUUAUUUAUUUAAAAAUUAAAAAUAUUAUUUUAGAAAAGAAAUUAUAAAUUUUUA